Messenger RNA from Scutellospora calospora, 240 nucleotides. Lineage: Eukaryota; Fungi; Glomeromycota; Glomeromycetes; Diversisporales; Gigasporaceae. The record is from the annotation of a GenBank genome assembly.
CUGAUUAUUCAAGAAGCUAGUAAAAUUGCAGCUUUUUUUGAUCCUUAUUUUAAAAAAAUAGUUUACUUUGAACAAUCAUUAGAUGAAAUAUUAGCUCCAAUUCGUGAGAAUUUGCCAACAAAUUUAAAUUCUAUAGUUCAACCUUCAUACAUAUCAAGACGACUUCAGUUUAUACAUGAAUUUUCUAGAACAUCUACUCAACUUAUAACUUCUAAUUCUGAUGAGCUUAUACAAUAUUAG